AUCGUAUUUGUAUACUUACAUUCCUUUUUUUAUUUGACAUCUGAUAACUGUAUCAUAAGCAUAUCUCCCCCUGAAUUUUAUUCUCUGAUACAGACACGCACUUUAGUAAUCUCCUUUAUAUAUUUAACAUAUAAAAAAAACUCCUCUCAAAAAGAAUAACGGCUCACGAUAACAUCAUCCUUUCUUCUUUUUUUUUUAUAUCUCACUCCUAUUUUUUUUUUAUAUCAAUAUUCUUUUUCUAUAAAAGAAAAAGCCUUUAUGAUUCAUGACACCAACAGUCAACAACAACAAUAAUAACACAACGGCUGUCCAAGUUGCAUUACGAAUACGACCCUUAACACAACAAGACAGAGCGCAACCACGUUUUUCUAACUCUACUGAUUCCGAUGUGUUAAAAGCAUAUGAAAAUUCAGUAGUCAUUGUUCCUCACCAGAAAUCUUUCCAGUUUGAUCAUGUUUUUGAUGCUUCAAGUACUCAGGAACAAGUAUUUAAUACAGUUGCAUCCAAUUUUGUAGAUAGAUUUAUUGAUGGUUACAACGUUACCAUUUUGGCCUAUGGCCAAACAUCAUCCGGUAAAACUUAUACCAUGGGCACAGCCAUUGAUAACCAGUCACCUGCGAAUCCAGAACAAGAAGGCAUCAUUCCCCGCGCUAUGUCAGCCUUGUUCCAGAGAUUGCAUGAUAUCCAAAAAGACAUACCAUCCAAUACCAUCACCACAAAACGCUCUUUCCCAUCCACUACUAUAUCUACUCUUCAGCAUCAUUCAGGUUUAAGAGCACCAAAAAGAUCAUUUUCGACCAAUGUAAAAUUAAGGCCAGUAUCCAUGAUGACGCCUCCUUCUCGACGUGGCUCGAAUGCAAGUUUACCCUCUAACGAUAAAUCAACUCGAUACACAGUUCUUGUCUCAUUUAUUGAAAUAUACAAUGAAGAACUCAUUGAUCUUCUUAAUCCAUCUGCGCCACAUGAGCGUUCACCCGUUACCAUAAGAGAGGACACUAAAGGACACAUCAUUUGGACAGGCUUGAGAGAAGUCCCUGUUUCAAAUACAGAAGACGUGCUAAAAUAUUUACAAAUGGGCACUGAAAAUCGAGCAACUGGCUCGACAGACAUGAAUGCCAAAUCAUCAAGAUCCCACGCUAUUUUUUCAGUUACACUAAAGCAAGAAAAAUGGGUCCCCAAUAUCAAAAAGGAGUCCUCAUUAUCUACCGUACGAUCUACUCCAGGACUUACUCAUCGACACAGCACUUUGAAUGUUAAGGCGCUCGUAGGUCAAAUGGAGAAACAGUCCAAGCAAGAGGAGCCCGAGGAACAGGGUGAAUGGAUGGUAGUUAAUUCCAAGUUCCACUUUGUUGACCUCGCUGGCUCUGAGCGACUCAAACGAACAGCUGCUGAAGGAGAUCGUCGUAAGGAAGGCAUCAAUAUCAAUGCUGGCCUGCUGGCGCUUGGUAAUGUCAUCUCCGCUUUAUCUGAUCCUUCCAAAAAGCCAACCUAUAUUCCAUACCGUGACUCAAAGCUUACUCGUCUCUUGCAAGACUCCCUUGGUGGAAACUCGACAACAUUAAUGAUUGCAUGUGUCAGUCCAGCCGAGAUCAACUUGACCGAGACAAUUAAUACAAUCAAGUACGCUUAUCGUGCCCGUAGCAUCAAGAAUAAGGUUGAACGUAACGAGACAGAAGAGUGGAUGACCAAUGAUAAUGUAGACCAUCUUCGACAUAUUAUCUCUAAACUAAAAGCUGAAAUCAAAUCUCUUAAAGCACAUAACAGAAGCACACCUUCACCCUUUUCUUCCUCAACCUCAGGAUCUCCCACACGCAUCACCAGCUUCACAAGUCACGCUCCUCGUGCCCUGGUCUCACCAUCAUCAUCUAUUACCGACACAGAUCAUCGCCCGUCGACUUGUCCAUCAUCGUCGGCAACGACUCAUAUAACCAUUCCUGAGACAACGACAUCCUGCGACUAUUUUGAUAGUGCUCAUCAUGGAGACGCGGCUCUCAUCGUUGCAGACCUUCGCCGUCAGAUAGAAGAACUUCAGAACGAGGUCACCGUGACUAGAGAACGAAAUUUGCUAGUUGAACAAGAGCUCAAGAAACAACAGCAAAAGCCUAAAGAUCCAGAUCCUGCAGAGUUUGAACACCUAGUAGAACCAGUGAUUCAGGAGUAUGAAACAUCCAUUUCGAAACUAGAGUCACAGCUCGCCAUGACACGAGCUGCUUUGGCCCAUUCAGACCAAGCGCUUACCGAACAGCAGGCCAAGAUCGCAGAAUACGAGGCUCUCCAGGCAAAAGAGAUCCAAACAUUGAACGAGCUCAAAGCAAAAUUAGCAUCCGCACUCGAACGUGAACAGACAUCAGAGAACUACUGCUUGGAACUCGAGGCGCAAUUACAAAAAUCUAUCGGUAACGAACAGAGAGACCAGCAAAUAUUGGCCGAGUUGCGUGAGAAGAUUAUCAAGUUUAAGCAAAUGGACGAGCAUACAGAACAGUACAUUAAUGAACUUGAGGCCCGCUUAUCAGCUGCAGAAACCGAGGCACUGCAACUGAAGGGCAAGCUGAUGUCUCUUCAGUUAGACUCCGCUGCACCUCUGAAUGAACGUCAAGAUGCUGAAAAAGAAUGCAUUGCAAGAAAGUUAGCUGAAACAGAGUCAAGAUGCCGUGAGCUUGAACAAGAGCUGCAAUCUGUCAAGUCAAGUCUUGCUGAAGCAUCUAGUGCACAACAGUAUGUUGCUGAAAAAACAGGCUGUGGUGUUCAAUCAGAUCUUUGCAAGAACUCGCUCAGUGCCAACAACGUGUCCGAACUUAUGGCCUCUGUUGAUGAAAAGCAAGCCAAUAUUGGCCUUUUGGAAUCUCGUCUCAAAGUCAUUGAGCAGCUUAAGCAAGAGCUUUCAGAGUUACGUCAAGUUCAUGUACAGGAAAUUGAGAAACUCGAAGCUACUCUAUCUCGCUUAAAGGAACAGAAUUUGUUAUACCAAUCUCAGAUCGUAGAAGAACAGCAACGAAGCAAAGCUUUAGAACAAAAGAUCGAGGAACUUUCUAGUUCAGCAGAGACGCACUCUGUUGAGAUGCAGGAAUUACAAAAUGAAUAUCAAAGGCUUCAAGAACAGCUCCGUGAACAAGAGCAUAGCUCCCAGAUCACUCUUCGCCAGCGUCUAGAGGAGCUGGAAAAGGUCAAGCUUGAUAUUAAUGCGCUCCAGCUAGUUGAAGAAAAACAAGAUGCGAUCAUCCAAGGUUUAGAGACAAAGCUGGAGGAGAUGGACCAUCUGGUUGGUUCGCUUCGUGAGCAAUUGGAUAAAAGUAACUUGUCUCUUGAGCGUCUUGAAGCAGAGAAUGCCGAGAAGACUAGAAUUGCUGCCGAUAUGCAAAAGCAAUUAGAAAGCAUGCUCAAAGAUGUCUGUGGCAUGGGCAUGGAGAAGAAGCAACUGGAAAGAGUCAUGUACUUUAUGGAAGGCACCCUAAGGUUACAAGAAGCAAAAUCUGACAAGACCAUGGAAACACUAGAGGACAUCAAGCAACAGUACAGGAUACGUGAAGAAGAAAUCGAAGAGAAGAGACGUACACUUACCUUACUGUCAGCAGAAAAGGAAGUUCUAUCACAAACGCUUGAACAAGUGACACACCGCGCUUCACAAGGAGAUCAAAUGGUAAAGAAUCUAUUAAACGAACUGGAAGAAACCAAAAUCAAGUUGGAUAAGCAAAUCGAAAAAGUUCAAUUGCUUGAACAAGAAAAUUCACAAGCAAAUGUCGAAAUGCAGCAUUUACAGGCUCUUAAGGACCGUAUUGAGGAACUUGAGCAGCAGAUUGAAGCGCACAAGAAGGCUGAAUUUGAAAAGCAAGCCGAGCUGGAUCAGCUAGAAUUCACUCUUCAGAAUCAAUUAAUCCAGAAUGAGGUACUUGUGAAAAAGAUUGCUGAAUUAGAAAACUCCUUGAAGACCGAAAGAGCAUUUGCUUCUGCUCAAGAUACGACCGGCAUGAUAUCCGAGCUUGAAAGCAAAAUCACAAAGCUUGAGCAAACCAAAAAGAAAGAGGAUGACUUGUGGAAGGCACAGAUGGAAAAACUGAGAGAAGAAUUGUAUUUGGCACGCAAGGAAGGUCAAGAAAAGCAGCACACUGUAGAAGCCCUCGAAACAUCCCUCCGUGAAGCUCGUCAACAACUUUCUGAAUUUGUAGAAAGGUCAAAGCUCAAAGAAGAAGCGACAAAGGGCUCUAGUGGCCUUGAUAAGCUGAAGGUUCACCAUAAAGCAGCAACCUGUUCAACUGAAUCUAUACCCAGCAAUGCUACUCCUGAAGAGCUUAUUGAAAAGAUCAUACAAUUACAAGAGGAUAACUCCCAGCUGGUGAGAUUAAAUGAAAGCCUUGAGUCCCAACUUGUCUUGCAGCGUAGUCAACUUACACUUGAGACCAAGAACUUGGAGCUAGAGCUGAUGAAGUUGUCAGCAGCCAAUGAUCGUCUUGAAAAGGAAAUGGAGCAGGUGAUUCCUAGAAACAGUGCUGUGAUCGGAAGCGUAGCUUCGCACAACAGGGAAUCAGCCCAAUUUACUUCUCCUCCUCAAACUCCUCGCGUGGGAUCUCCUCCACCUUCUGGUAGCAAUAACAAUACAAUUCAACAAAAAUUGCAAAGAGACCUGUCUGGAUCGAGUAUUACCAAACUUUCUAAAUCUGGAUCUUUCCGCUCAGUAACUAAUGUGUUGACUGAUAACGUCGCUGAAGAAGAAGCAAGAAGAAUGUCGAGUCUUUCAGCAAGAUCUGACAUGGGCUCCCCACGUCUCUCGUCAUCACUAAGAGGCAGCCGAACAGUUAUCAACUCAAGUAGUCUUCCUCCUCUGACUGCUCCUCCAUCAAACCCCCUUCCUCCUAUUCCCACACCUUUACCACCUCUUCCUAUGUCAUCAUCUUCAUCUCCAGCAUUCGGAAGCAGCAUUACCAAUGAGCCAUUGUCACCGUCUAUACAUUCCUACAAUCUAGCAGCCAGUCCAACGUCACUUUAUAGACAAGAUUCAGUAAAUUCUACAAGCUUUAGUGAUAUCAUGAGCGCCACCAACACAGCCAACUUUACGCCUGAACAAUACGACAAGUUAAUUCGAUCUUUACAGCGUAAGGCCCGACUUGCUGAAGACGACGUCAAGGCACACCAAGACGUGAUUAGUAAGCUUGAAUCACAGUUGAGCCGUUCUGAAUUAUCCAUAAAAGAAGUAAAGAAACAACUUGAUCAACUAAAUCGCGAGAAACAAGCUUGUAACCUUGAAAUUCAAAACUUGCGUUCCCAAGUGACACAGUAUCAAACACAGCAAAAGACUCUUUCUGAAGAAUUACUUACAGAGCGUAAGCAACUAGAAGAAGAGCUGGAACAACAGAAGCAACUGAAGGAAAAGGCAGAAAAAGCUAGAAGAAUCCUUGAGAACCGAAUGGAUGAAUUGAUGAAUAGGAAGAGUAAAUUUAUAUGCUUCUAAUUUACCUCUUCACUCCUUUAUAUAAUUGUACAGUAAAAAAAAGCCUUAUUAUUUAAUCUAUAUUUCAUAAUAAAUAUUAUGUAUAAGCCUCCCUUGUUAAAAGAUAAACUU
Messenger RNA from Rhizopus microsporus ATCC 52813, 5554 nucleotides. Its product is annotated as kinesin-domain-containing protein. NCBI's taxonomy places the organism in Eukaryota, Fungi, Mucoromycota, Mucoromycetes, Mucorales, Rhizopodaceae. Bases 266 to 5443 code for a protein of 1725 amino acids. The record is from RefSeq and is a predicted model, not a curated record. Gene Ontology annotation, biological process: microtubule-based movement; mitotic spindle organization. The transcript is spliced from 6 exons. Gene Ontology annotation, molecular function: microtubule binding; microtubule motor activity; ATP binding.